GACUGAGGUCACCAGCCCUACUAUCGGCCUAGUAUAUGUGUUAUACGUACAAUGUAGAAGCUUUUUGGAACAUUCUUCCGCCCGCCGAGUGGGCGGCCGAAAUGAAUAUUCCCAAUGGGCGCGCUAACACUCCGAGGAACACGAUUGGAUGCAUGCGCAAUAUGGCAAGGAAAGACGAUUUGCGAUAGUAACCUGUACUGAUGUGCUCGGUCGUCAUAUAAAUGGGCGUGAGCCAUCCUGUGGAGUGUCCGUAACCAAGCCUAAAGAUUUGGACAACCGCGACAAUGUACGCCCUCAUCGCCCUUCUCGGCGCGUCCAGCGUCUUGGCUGUUCCUGCUCCUGCAAAGCGCGCAGACAUCAAAUGCCCCAUCGUCUUCGAUGGACGUGUGCCUACCGCCUGGGCAGCGGACCCCACGCAGUUCGACACGUAUGCGACCAAUACCAUCUUCAAUCCUGACUACGUCAAGGGCAACGAUCUUAAGUGGAGCGGGAUUCUUAAGUUUCCCAAUGUCACUAAGUCGCGCUUUGACACUGCAGAGCACACUCCUCUCGAAGUGACAAUCAGCGACCAGAGUAUUUUCCAACAACAGAAGGGAUUCAGGCGCGCAGGUUUGCAAUUCUUGAAAGAUGCUGCGGAUGGACCGGGACAGACGGGUGUGAAGACGCUACACUUCAGCGUGAAGCAAGACCCUUCCAGGCCGCUGAACCUGACACAUGAGUACCUUAACGUCUGGCACGAAAAAGCCGACUACUCCGCCGACCAAAUCCAAUUCCAAACCGGCACGCUCAUCGGCAAGAGCGGCGCAGAUAAGAACAAAUUUCAGAUUUUGGAUCAGAACAACAAGCAGCUAUACUCUACCGCCACAGACAAGUCGCAAUGGCAGAACUUUGCCAUCAAGCUCGACUACACUAAGAACCAGGUCACCAUCUACUACUCUGCUGGCGAUGCUGCUCUCAAGUCGGUCGCGGGUCCUACCUCUGCUUCGUUGUCGGGCGGUGGUCAAUUCCAGAUUGGUAUCCUCAAGAAGCCGACUGGAACGUCGGAUGUGGUCAACGGUGGAUACCAAGAGAGCAACUUGAACGAGGGACAGAUCUAUGGCGGCAUCUUCCUAGAGGACAGUGCCAAUAACUGUGUGUCGCUAUAGUUUGGCGCUAGUAAAAACAGAAACAUGUCUCCGAGGAACAACGUCCAGACUUGUACAUAUAUGCCUUGAACAUUAGGACUUUCCUAGGUAGAAACGAGACACUAACCAAC
Paraphaeosphaeria sporulosa is the source of this 1255-nucleotide messenger RNA. RefSeq lists its product as uncharacterized. Bases 285 to 1145 code for a protein of 286 amino acids. The transcript is spliced from 2 exons. Lineage: Eukaryota; Fungi; Ascomycota; Dothideomycetes; Pleosporales; Didymosphaeriaceae. The record is from RefSeq and is a predicted model, not a curated record.